AUGCCUACAGCAAACAAAACGUUCUGGCAGAAGCUGAGUGAUCAACACAACCACAAUGCUCCCGAUAUUCGUUCAACUGCUUCAAUAAUGCCGUCAGUAAAGAAAAGAGUUUAUUUUGAAGAUCAACCGUUCAUGGUUGAAAAUAUUACACCAGCUACUAAUGUUAGUUAUGAAGAGUGCUAUUCCGAACUGAAAUACGUUUGCAGAGGUAUAAAUCGGAACAAUUAUUCUAAAUUAUUAACAGGAAAACAAAUUUAUAAUUGCGAUUAUGACAUAAUUGGCGUUAUUCGAGACGAACUCACCUUAGAAUCAGCAUGUUGUUCAAAAUAUUGUAGUAUUUUUCAAAAUCAGUGUCGUCAAUGUAGUGAAUUGGAAAAACACCUAGUUUCAAUCAUGGAAAAUAGGCAUGAUAUAUUUGAAAUGCUAUUGAAAGGAAUUUUACCACAACCCAAGCAAUUAAUAUCAUUUCCAUUAUUGAUGUAUGAGUUAUUGUGUAAACUUGUGCCAUUUAUACCAGUCAGCCAAGAUGAACACAAACUUUUAACAGUGUUUAGAAAAGCUCAAACUUCAUACAAUGAAGCAUUGUCGACACAAUACAACAACAAACAAAUUACGAACAAUGAACACCGUGAUACACAAGCUUUGAAGGUUCCAAGGUCAAGCUUUACUCCAUUCUUAGAGACAUUUUUUGGAUCCUUUAUAUUCAAUCAGUUGCAAAAUUAUACAAAGAAUCCAUUUCAUCACAAAUAUUCAGAGGUUGAAAGAAGAUAUUGGGUUGUGAUGAAAUAUUAUUGUGGAAAACAAUUUUUCAUCAGAAUGGGAGGAGAGCGCAAUCAAAAUAUUGAACGGAAUAAUUUUAAUCAUUUAAAAUAUAAUCUAAUUAUACCAAGUUGGAAUACUGUUAAACAAUGGACACCUGCUGGUUGUUAUGGUAUGAUUCCCGACAUCACACUUACCCUAAAGAACAUGUUACUGCCUGACUCUUGUAAAGAUACAUGUAUCUCGUUUGAUGGAAUGAAAGUGUUUAAACAUUUUGAUGUUUUGGGAGAUCAAAUUGUUGGAAGUGAAAAAUAUUGUUACACUGUUGAAGACGUGAAACAAUUUGGUGUUAAACAUCUAAUAGACCAAAUGAUUUUAUUUUCUAUUAAUGCCAUCGAUAAUUCAUGGCAUUUACCGCUGGGUUGGUUUGGAGUUAGUUCUGAAACAGACGUACUUGAAUUUGUCACUAGCAAAAUACUUUAUUUCAAAGAGUUGCUCCAAGAAUCUGUAACAAUUGUGUGUGGAUGUUCUGAUGCAGAAAUUGAUGCACAUGCUGUGCAAACAAUUAUUAGAAAAAAACACAAAGACUUCAUUUUCGUCAAUGAUUACGUUCACAAUUUCAAAAAUCAACGAAAUGUAUUAUUUAAUGGAACAAUAUUGCACGAGAAAAUCUCAAUGCAGACCAUAAUUUAUUACAUGAUACAACAUAGGACAUUGUAUCGAUUACUCGACAGAGAAGAAGUUGAUCCUACGGAUAUUAUGAAUUUGAAAUCAUGUCUAAAUUUAACAGAACGACCUGUAUUGCAAGAAUUACGUAAAAUUGGCACUAUAGAGGCAAAUAGUGUUGCUGGUUACCUUGAAUUAAUUCGUGAUAUUUAUGACUGCAUUAAUGAUAACAGUCCGGAUAUAAUUGAUAUUUUGAGUGAAAGCAAAACAAUUUUCGAAAAAUUACCCAAUUAUCCCAAAAAAACGAAGAAAAUAUGUGUUCACACACUUGAAGGAUUUCUUGCAUUAGCGUCUCGGUUUCCAAAUUUCAAACCCAGUUGCAUUACAACAAAUUAUGAAGAGCUACUCUUUUCAAUAAUUCGAGGAAUGUUUCCCAAGCCAACAACCAAACAAUUUUGCCAAAGCGCACUAUUUUCAUUCUAUAUAUUUUUAAUAUUACAUUCCACUGACGAUGUUCGUGGGUUCUCACUCCCAGAUAUUCCAUUAACUGAUCAUUAUUUUGGUAUGAAAUUGGUUAUCAAGAUUUUACCAACUCUUCCUGGUCGAAUUGUACUUGAUAGAAAUGUCAAGAAAAAAACUUGCAAAGAAUUACAAAUUAUUAAUCAAAACGUAGCCACUUACUCAAGAAAAACUACGUUGAGGGCUGAAGUGUGUGCUCCUAAAUGUAUAUAUUUAUGCUGCCCUGUUUCUGGAUGUAAAAAACAAAAACCAUAUAUUAUCAAAGGGUCUUUUACAAAUCAUUUGAAAGCUAAACAUCAAUUUUCAGACGAAGAAGCAGAAGCAACAGUUGCUCAAUUAGAAUGUUUGCAAUUUUCUGCUCAAUUAGAAAAAGAUGUUGCUUUUAGGAAACAAAGUUGCAAAAACAAUGAGAAUAUUAUUGUACAACACAAACCACCUUACCUGAUUUCAAAAUUCAAAAACAGGUUGACUAUUCAAUAUAAUUUUGCACCUCUUAAAUCAAUUCCCACGCCUCACUGUAUCAAUCAAGAGACAAGACGACCAUUGAACUUCUUUGUGCUAGAUUUAGAAACAACAGGAUUUUCUCCAAAAUGCAACUCCAUAAUUCAAUUUGCAAUGUUAUCAUUAUUUAGUAAUGAAUUACAUUCCAUAUUUGUAUCCCCUAGUGGUGUGUGGAGUUCUAUUGCAUUACAAAUGCACGAAACUAAAUUUCAGAUUUUGGAUGAAAGUGAAACAUUGCAAAACAUGAUUCCUAAAAUUUGUAAUUAUUUGACUAGGAAUGACACUGCUGAUGUGAUGUUGUUGGUUCAUUCAACUGGUUUGGACAAGGCUUUCUUUAGUGCUGCAAUUGCACCACUUAAACUCCGAUCAACAAUUUACUAUUGUUCUACUAUGCAAAAAAACUUGCUUGGAAAAAAGGGAUUAGAAAACCACUUUAGAGAAAAAGUAUGUGACUCUCUUCCCGGAAUAGCACAUAAUGCCGUUGUGGAUGUGCUUAUGUUGUAUGAUUUGCUGUUGUCGAAGUUUGGGAACGAUCAAGAAAUUGUGAAGGCCAUCGGAAAAGCAGAAUGUACAACAAUAGACGACUAG
Molecule: messenger RNA, 3033 nt
Organism: Naegleria lovaniensis
Lineage: Eukaryota; Heterolobosea; Eutetramitea; Acrasida; Naegleriidae
Exons: 1
Coding region: 1-3033 (1010 amino acids)
Molecular function (GO): nucleic acid binding
Source: RefSeq, a predicted model, not a curated record